AUGGUCUCUACUCGCGUUCCUUUAUUACACGCUCCUUGCCUAAUAUGGCUAUCCACCUUCCUUUUAUCGCUGGGUACGCCCGCCAUCGCAGUGGGACACCUCACUGACGAGCAGUUGUCGAAAAUCGAGGCUAACCUGGCCGACGGCGCUCACGACCCCUGGGAACUUGGGACUCGUGCGCAGGCCGUGACUGAACUGCACGCCCCUUCCUUCUCGGUGUUCUCGAACACCAAGCUGCCGGUCCCCUCUUCAGAGUUCAAAAACGGACUUCCUGCCGGCCUUGACCAAGUCCUUGAGAUCGCUCAUGAUGUCGUUGCGAAUCGUUCAGUGUCCAAUGGCGGCAUCACCGGGCCCCAGCCGCUCGUGGCGAACGGCGCCGCAGGAGACCCCGCUAGUAUCGGUGUUGCGGUGUUGGUAGCUAACUGGACGCUUGGGCCGAACGGUGGAGAUGGCAAAUACGGCGGCCAAGACUACGCCGGGGCUGCCAAGGAUCAGCUCGAUUUCUUGCUGGGUGACCAGGUGCCGAAGACGGACGAUGGAGCUAUUUCCCAUCGCACGGAGCAGGUUCAGCUAUGGAGCGACUUUGUGUACAUGGUCCCUCCGUUCCUGGCUUACUAUGGUGUUACCACUGGCAACCAGACUCUCCUCAAGAUGGCCUAUGAUCAGUGCAGGCUUUACCGCAAGUAUCUGCUGGACCCCGAGGCGGGUGGGAUGUGGAAACACAUCCUUCUGGGAGACUGGGACGACCAGUUUCACUGGACUACCGGGAAUGGUUGGGCUGCCGCUGGAAUGCUCCGCGUCCUCGCUACGAUCCAGCACUCCGAGUACGCUGAUGCUCUCAAGAGCGAGCAGGCUGAUUUGGCAAACUGGGUCUCAGAGAUUCACGAUGGCAUAUACCCUCACCUUCAAUUGAACGGUAUCUUCAAGAACUACCCUGACGCCAAUGCGACCGGCAACUUCGACGACGCCGCUGGUGCCACCAUCUUGGCGGCAUCAGUGUACAGACUCGCGUCCGUCUGGGGUGUUGAGACUCACAUCGCCGAUGCCGAGCGCAGUCGUGCUGCUCUCUUAGGCCCUAACCUCAAUGUGACCAACACCGACUCCAAGUUUGAGCACUUCACGUCGGACUUCUGGCUCACGCCUGUAGUCUUGCCGUACGACUUCCACCAGUUGGGCAAGCACUCUCCCGAGGCUCAGGCCUUCGUACUCGAGAUGGAGGCCGGUCGCAAUGACUGGCUUGCCGGGAAGAACAAGCGAUCUGCUCGUGCGGAACGUAUGCACAAGAAUCAGACUCUUUCUAGGGCGCGAGCCCUUCUCCAUGUGGCGAAAGCGAGAACUGGUCCAGGAUCGGGACACGAAUUGGGCGAUGGCGCGCCUGGUCUGCCUGCGGUGUGCGCGUAUCUCGCGUCCUUAGAACUCAACAACGGCGAUGUCAACGAGAAGAUUGCGCACAACAGUUCCUGCCUUGCGCCCAAGAUCUUCACCAACGUCGUCAAUGUCGUUCGCAUCGUUUUGGCGGAGUCCGACCUGGAGGCUAGGCUGAAGGAGGUCAAGUAUGAGGAUCUCAUGGCAUCGCACAAGGUCCUGCGCGGAGAUCUUGUCCUUCCAUGGUUGAGGGAAGCGGAGGCACUGCUGCUGCAGAGCGGACAGGUCCGAGUGAAAAAUCAUCCUGAUGAUGUCUUGGUGAAGUGUGCAGUGUUCUAUUGGACGAGCCAGUUGCUCGGUCUCGUGCGGAUAAAGCGACCACAUCUUACAAGACCCCAUGCCAUUGACCCCGACGAAUUCGACGAUCUCCUUCUGACCAUCGACGACGUCUGUUUGUCUAUUCGAGACCGUAUUACCGCAGAGGUGGCCCGCCUCAGGGAAGAGGCCAAGAAGAAUACUGCUAAAACGACAACAGCGGCAUCCUCUUCUGCCAAAAAGCAGACAAAGCCGAAACCGCCCAAGCCCUCUGGCUCUUCCGCUAAGAAGCAGGUUGCAAAAGAACCAUCUCCAGCUACCGCUUCCACCAGCAAGUCACCCUCAAAGUCAGCUCUUAAACGUACACUGCCUACUCCAUCUGUUGCAGAGCCAGAUGCCAGCCCGUCGAAGCGCAGAGUUUCCUUUAUGCACACCGCGGAUCUGGCAGAUACACUCCCUCAGACACCUUCGAAAAGACGGAGGGUCGCUGCUACCCCUACAUCUGGAUCAAUGACCUCGCAAGAUGAAGCUUCCGCGCUCUCUGCGCCGUCCCCCACGAAAUUACCGGGCCUGAACCUCACUGGGAUCCAAGAAGACGUAUCUGAGCAGACAACACUUCAGCAACCUACGCCUGUUCCUCCUGCAGUGGGUUCGGCUACUCCACGUCGCAGCAGCCGGCUCAGCCAGCCAGAGCCGGAGACCCCCGCCAGUGAAGUCGUUGAAGAUGGCCCAAGAUCCUCUGACGAAGAGCAAGACGAUCGGGAGAAGGGCUUAUCGCGAAGCAGGCAGUUCCGCUGCCCGUUCCUCGAUCGAAGACAGUGGUACCGGCGGGAUCCCAAGAUUGAGAGGGAGUGGAAGAUGGCGGAGGCGUUCAAGCAACGGAUGGUGGACGCGCGCGGGCAUCCGUUUGCGCGGCUUCGUCCAGCGCAGUUCCCGUGAAGCUGCUCGUCCUCCAGCUUAUUGGGUUCUCACUCCAGGACUUUGGCUUGCGCUUUCAGGUUUACCGGCCCAUGUUUCUGGUGGGAUCAUGGAACAGGGUGGUUGGCCAAGCUCCCUCGUGGUGGGCCCAGCAUGCCCAAGCUGCGGUUCUACGAUCAGAAAAGCUAUACAACUUCUGUCGAGAGGAGAUAAGGACGGUGGAGGUUGACCGCGCGAAUGUUAUGCAAUGUUACGGUAGUAAUACUGACCCAGUAAUGUGUUAUCUUUUGUGCUGUAUGUAUGCUCGUAAUGUAUGUCCCCCGCUGUACGAACGAUGUACGACACCGUGCUACGCGUCA
This is a messenger RNA of Gloeophyllum trabeum ATCC 11539, 2957 nucleotides long. RefSeq lists its product as uncharacterized. The record is from RefSeq and is a predicted model, not a curated record. The transcript is spliced from 10 exons. Bases 1 to 2619 code for a protein of 872 amino acids. Lineage: Eukaryota; Fungi; Basidiomycota; Agaricomycetes; Gloeophyllales; Gloeophyllaceae. Gene Ontology annotation, biological process: carbohydrate metabolic process.